Messenger RNA from Histoplasma mississippiense, 417 nucleotides. RefSeq lists its product with no specific name. Lineage: Eukaryota; Fungi; Ascomycota; Eurotiomycetes; Onygenales; Ajellomycetaceae. The transcript has 2 exons. The record is from RefSeq and is a predicted model, not a curated record. The coding region runs from base 1 to 417 and encodes 138 amino acids.
AUGGGGUUCCGGGUAAAUGAGUGUGACGUUUUGCCGAGAAUAGGCACGAGUUCGGGCACUUCUAUCUUUGGAUCCAUGGCUAGAAGAAACAGAUGUCGAAGCACUCGAACCGUUAGAACACAGCUGCGCGUGUUGACGGCGGCGAGCGACUUCGAGGGCGGCAGCAAGACGAUUCCCUGGGGAGCCAAGCGAACAGUCGGGAUAGGAGGAGAAGAAAGGAGCGGACCAGAACGCGUGGAAGCAGUGGAAGAUGAACCAGCAGAGACAGAAACAGAAACAGGAGGGGCUUGGGGAUCUGGUGAGGAGCGUGAGAUAGCUGCUUUGAGGGCAGCGGAUAUAAAACAACGAGUGGAGGGGAAUGAAUCAGAACAAGUGGAAUUGCUAGAAGUCGUCCUAGAUGAACGAGUGGAGAUAUAA